Molecule: messenger RNA, 3256 nt
Organism: Anopheles moucheti
Lineage: Eukaryota; Metazoa; Arthropoda; Insecta; Diptera; Culicidae
Product: keratin, type I cytoskeletal 10
Exons: 3
Coding region: 1-2646 (881 amino acids)
Biological process (GO): protein peptidyl-prolyl isomerization
Molecular function (GO): zinc ion binding; peptidyl-prolyl cis-trans isomerase activity
Source: RefSeq, a predicted model, not a curated record
AUGAUGGAUAUGACAUUGUCGACGAUGGAUUUCACUCCGCUACCAUCCGAGCUGGAGGAGCUCAUCCUCUGCAGCUGCUGCCACCUGCCGUUCAACGAAACGGACGCACUGCCGAAACUCUUCUCCUGUCGGCACUACUUCUGUCUCAAGUGCGUCAACCAGGUGCUGCUGAAGGGUAACGAGCUGUACUGUGUGCACUGCUGGAAGCGCACGGAGCUGACCGGGCCGGACAUGAAGCCGGAUGCGCUGCCAACACACAACGCCAUCCUGUAUCUGUCGCAGAACCUAAGCAUGAUCUCGAGCGGUAGCAUAGCGACCACGAACAAAAAGCCACCGGACAAGCCGACGAAUGGGGGCGAUAGCUGCGGUACGGUGGUCCCCACCACGGGCACAACCAACGGCGGUUCGGUACCGACCACGAGCGGUGGUGCGACGGCCGGCAAUGGAGCGGCCGGGUCGGGAAUCAGUGUGGCCGUGGGUGGUGGUGGCGGUGGCAGUGGUGGUAGCAACACGAGCAGUAGCAGUGUGGGAAGCGGUAUUAGUGUGGUCGUAACAACGGGUAGCAGUGUCGGUUCCUCGGUGGGAUCGAACGGAUCCACCGGGCUGCCCUCGAACGGGGCGGGCGUGAUCGGUAGUGCGGUGGUAGGUGGUGGUGGUGGUGGUGGUGGUGUUGGUAUCGGGCUCGGUGUUGGUGCGGUUGGUGGGGGGACCGGUGGCAGUGCCGUCGGUACUAGUGGGCCGGGGGGUGUGGUCAGUGCCAUCGGGUCGGGCAAGUAUCGCAGCAAGGGUGAGAACUGUCUCACACACGCCAUGCCCAAUGCGCUCUGGUGUUUGAAGUGUAGUACCGCCGUCUGUCGGGCGUGUGCCAGCGGUGACGAGCAUCGGCAGCAUCCGGUCAAGACGCAGGCGGAGGCACGCGACCACAUACGCACGGACAUUGCGUCCGAUCUGCUGCUGAUGCAGAAGUCACUCGCCGAGCUGCAGCACUUCGUCUUCAAGCAGCGCGACUUUCUGCUCAAGAUACUGGAGGCGUGCACCGCGCUCAAGACGCAGGUCGAGACGGAGCUGAUCAACCAUCUGCCCACGUUCGAGGUGGCGGAAAUCCGCAGCAACCUGACCAAGGCGAAGCUGUUCCUGGGCAUGCUCGAUCAGCAGUCCCCGGCCGAGGCGUACAAGCUGUACGCCAAUCUGCACAUCGAGAAGCAGCGUCUGCAGUCGAAAUACCAGGAGAUGUUUCUGCAGUGCAAGCUGGACGAUUUGAUCCAGCAUUACGGCGUACUGUUCGACUUCGAUCUGAUCAAGCAGGCGCUCUCCAACCUCAACACCAUCGAUCCCAUCUCGUUCGGCAAUGGGACGGUGGCCGGGUCGGCCGCGAUCAAUGGCCAUCAUAACUCCAUCCUGCUGCUUGCCAACUACUGCAUCUCCCAGCUGUACUCGCGGCACAUUCUCACCACCAAGCAUCAUCCCUCGCAGUCGCAACAGCAACAGCAUCAGCAACCCCAACAACAACAGCAUCAUCAACAGCAGCAGCAGCAACAACAACCACUUCCUUCGCAGCUCGCUUCACUCGAAGGUGUUGGCCUCGGUGGGCAUCAUUACGUCCAUCAGCAGUCACCGAAUCACGUCACGAUGAACCAUCUGCAUCAUCACGUCGCCCAGCAGCUGCACCAUCAUCAGCAGCAGCAGCAGCAACAGCACCAGCAACAGCUGUCCGGUUCCGGUACGUACGCGAGCCAGCUGCACGAUAUGGCAUCGGCGAUACUGAUCGCGCCACCACCGGACCGGAUGGCACCGGGCAGCGGCCGGGCAACGGGGGACGGGUCGAGUUCGGCCCGCACGUCCGGUUCCGGUUCGGGCUAUCUGAGCGAGAUUCUAAACGGUGCCGGUAGCAGCACCACACUGCAUCAACAUGCAGCCGUCGCCCUGCAGCAGCAACAUUCCUCCCAGCUCGCUUCGCCCGGCGGGCUCAUAUCGUCCUCGUCCUGCUCGAGCGUCGUAUCGCUCGUACCGGCACCGUCCUCCUCGGCCGGCUCAUCCUCGGUGGUGGUCGGUGCGGGCAAGGGCCAAUCGUCGAGUUCGGCGGCGGCCGCCGCUGCAGCUGCCGCUGCCGUUGCCGCCACCCUCCUCUGCAAUCCGUCCGUGCACGUCUACCCGAUCUACUUCUUCAGCAUCGAGAUCAACGGGCAACCGUUCGGGCGCAUACUGAUCGAGGUGCGCAACGAUGUCGCGCCGAAGAUGGCGAAAAACUUUGGCGCCCUGUGCACCGGCGAGCUCGGGUUCGGCUACAAGGGCUGCAGCAUCUUCCAGUGCUGGGAAAACGAAAGCAUCAUUACCGGCGAUUUCGAGCUGAACAAUGGGCGCGGUGGCCGGUCCGUGUUUGAGGAGGGUUUCUUCAUGCCGGACGACACGAAGAUACUGGCGAUCCGCGGCUCGGUCGGCAUGCGACGCAGCCAGAAGCGCCAUGACAAUAUGGGGCUGGUGGGGUCCCAGUUCCGCAUCAUCCUGCGGGAAAUGCGUGGCUUCACCGGCAUCUUUGCGUUCGUGGUGGAGGGCCUCGAGCUGGUGGAAAAGAUUAGCCAGGCGGGCGAUUCCGCCGGCAAGCCACAGAGCACGGUGCUGAUCGCUAACUGUGGCAAGUGGCAGUAGGGUGAUGUAGUCACGUGUAGUCGUGUCCUUCUAGCUAGAGUUCACUGCACGCACUGAAUACGCGGGAUUAGCGGGGGCACCGUAACGGACCAAUAAAUUUCGCGGUUCUUAUACGCGGUGUAGUGGCCGGCUUCUAUACUAGACUGAGCAGGCGCACGCGCACGGCAGUAGGUUAGGGAAGGGCAGGGUAGCGAUUUUAAAAAGCAAACUUCGGAUACGGAUUCGACACGGAAUAGAUGUAGCAUUUCCUUAGGAUAUGGGUGGCCGAUUGCGAACUAUUAGUACGCCGCACGAUAGCACGAAACGAACCCAAUUGCAUUAUACAGCGGAAACGAUCGACAUAUGAUCGCGUGAUACGAGUAAGAAGGGUAGCGCAACCGGUACGGAGCACGAACACUUCGAAGAAAACCCCCCCUAAAUGAUUCAUCCAAUUUCCUAACAAUCCCCAAUAACAGAACUCCCCCUCUUAAUCUCUUGAAGGGUUCAUGAUGCGAUAACAACAAACAAGCAAAAAAACAAGUGAUUGGGAUUUCACUUCAUAACAUAACCACAAAUAGAACACGGACGAGAUCUUCCCUUGUUUUGGAUGGGUGAAGAAACCAUCGGCGAA